CAACCAACAGGAGUGCUACCUGUUGCCGUUGGUGAAAAAAGCUGGUUGUUUUCGUAUGUUGUUCAAAACAUUGUAGUGAAAUAUGAUUUUAUUAGAAUCGUGCAGUGUACCUAGUAAUUAAUUUUGUAAUGCUCCGGAAAAAAUCACUUGGGAAAAUUCGUACAAAAAGUGGAUUUUAGCUUAUAGAAAAUGAGACUAACAAGGAGCAUGAUAAACCAGGCGACAGCAUACGUGUCAAUACUGUUGAUUUAUUGUGUGCUUUUCUCGACGGCUCUUUCGUGCGACUCUUGCGGGAAAGAAUGCACAUCAGCCUGCGGUACACGUCAUUUCCGUACUUGCUGCUUCAACUAUCUGCGAAAACGAAGUCCAUUGCCUCCGCUGGCGACACAGCCACCACCACCUUCACCACUGUCUUCGCUUUCGCCGCAUAAAUUUAACUUGGAAAUGUGGCUGGAAAAAGCCCGCCUGGAACAAGCCGGCCACCGAGGCCAUCACCGACCACUUGAUAAUCUUCAAGAACUAUUUAUCCAGCGGAUGCUUCCUGGGCGAGUAACCGAUGCCGAGAUCGAUUACGAGACAGCAAAGGACGAUAUGAUAGCCAGACGGAGUGUGGCUAAUGCUAAACAGAAUUCGUUUGUGGAUAGCAGUCACAGUAACCGGGUCGAUGAUAACGGACAUCCGCUGCUUGAUGGCGACCCUGAUGGUCAAGAAUCCGAACAGAGAACAAGUGAAGAGUCUGAACCUGCCGCAGCAAGACUGCAACUACUGUACGAUAGCUAAAUUCAAUCUCAUCAUCAAUAUGAUCAACCGCUGGAAAACAUUAACAAAUAGGACUCUCAUGUUUGCAUCCAACUUGAUCAUUGCGGUUCGCUCCAUUGGCUGGGUUGAGCCAGGCGUGAUGAUCAUGUUGCAGACGAUUUGACUUGAUUCAUGAUUCGAAGGCGCUUGCUAGUAUUUCACAGAAAAAUAUCCAAAUGUAAGAGAAACGGCAAAUAGCAGAAAAUUACAACAAAAUUUUACCAACAGACUGCACUAACUCAUGUUAUUAUGUACAACCAAAUUGUGUAACGUUAGUUAUUUGUUCGAUAUAAAUAUUAUAUACAAUAGACAUACGCUGUAAAAAUGUGUUGAGUAUAUUUGAGUGGAGUUUCUGCGAUGGAAUUUA
Molecule: messenger RNA, 1165 nt
Organism: Malaya genurostris
Lineage: Eukaryota; Metazoa; Arthropoda; Insecta; Diptera; Culicidae
Gene: Trissin
Exons: 2
Coding region: 190-780 (196 amino acids)
Source: RefSeq, a predicted model, not a curated record